Molecule: messenger RNA, 6485 nt
Organism: Myiozetetes cayanensis
Lineage: Eukaryota; Metazoa; Chordata; Aves; Passeriformes; Tyrannidae
Gene: TCP11L2
Product: t-complex 11 like 2
Exons: 10
Coding region: 2569-4107 (512 amino acids)
Biological process (GO): signal transduction
Source: RefSeq, a predicted model, not a curated record
UGUCUCAUGGGCUUUCGCCGUCCUCUGGUGCGCGCCGGCACGGGGCGCAGCCGCGGUGUUCCCCCCGCGCAGCCCCGGUCCAGCGGCGCAAGGGCACCCCGCCAUCUCUCCGGGACACGGGGCACUGAGUGGCGGGCGGCAGGGCUCGCCUUCUCUGGGGCUGACAGAGAGCUUUCUCUGUCCGCUUCUCCCCCCGCCUCCCUUCCCCCCGGGCCUGCCCUUGGAAACGCUGUUUGUUUUGGUCGGCGAGUGCCAAACUCCUGCCUCUGGUAACUGUUAAAAACAUGGGGCCGGGGGAGGAGACAGGCGGUGAAACAGAUGGAGGAAGAGGAGGAGCCGCCGGCUGCCCUCGGUGCCGCUCCCCCCGUCCCUCGCAGGGAGCGGAGCGGGCAGGGCGGCCCCGGGCUCCCCUCGGGGCCGGGCAGGACGCCGGGACACGAACUCAUCCCGCUCUUACCCACAGUUUUUUAAGUCUUCGCGAAGAGAAGUCGCUGUUCAGAGGGAAGAGCUGCGGAACUAAAAAGCUAAAGGGGAGAAAUGCUGGCUGUAAGCUGUGGAAAAACGAGAAAGUAACUCUUAACAAAGGCUCCUUUCUGCUCCUGUGCUGGGGGUGCUGGCAGAGGUGGAGUCGGUGAAAGGGGAACUCGAGCCCAGAUGAGAUUCAGUCGGUGCCAGCUUGAAGACAGUAAGAAUGUGAGCCCAGUAGAAUAAACAAAGUUAAGACCUUCAUAGUGGUAAAACUGGACUGAGCACUCGUAAGUCCCUGUGUCCAUGCACACUUCCUUUGAACAAAGCAGGGCUGUGGAAAACCUUUUCUUGAAGAUGGCAUCUGAACGAAAAAAACCUAAACUGUUCCAAACAGGUUUUCUUGUGUGUGGGUUUUGGUUUUUUUUUUCCCCUAGGUGCUUCACAAAGUAACUUCUAAUGCAAACCUUCAGGAAUAAAAAGUGUGUGUGUCCUGUAAAACUAAUUUGAUUUUGCAGUCUUGAUUAGUUCUAAGCCAUCAGUUGGGUGAAAUGCUGACCAUAUAAGAGCAGGGUGCCUUCAAGCAUCUACAAUUUUGUAUUCAUUGUAUUUUUAGUAAAAACAAAAAUUUGCAACUUUCUAAACAGCAGCAGAAACAUGAGACUUUAGUUCUUCAUUGUUAACUAGAAUCUUAGUGUUGGUACAUCUAGAAGAUACUUUUAAGUUUGGUCUUCCACUGAGAGUUUAUCAUUAAAAAACCUGCAAUAUAGUAAUGAAACCCCCUAUGAAGAUACCCAACGUAAUAGGAAUGUAAACAUCAGUAACUUUUAAUGCAGAAGAGUAAAGCAGGUUGAAAACACAGUGUGACUCUUUUAAUAGAAUAGGUAGGAUAUUAAGCUUUGUAUUAAAACAACAGCCUAAUAUGUAAUACCUAAUGAACAACUCAAAGAAAAAAAAAGUAUUGUCUAUUCAAGAUGGUGAGGUACAAAGAGAUAUUAAAAGGCUAAAGAGCUUUCUGAAAUAUUUUACAUGGCCAUUAUACAUAUAACUUAAAAUUACUUAUGAACUUGGCUAUUAGUAAUUAAUGAGAAGCUCUGUGCUGUCUAAAAAAGUGUAAGGCAAAUCAGCUCUUCUACUGUAGGCUAUAAAGAAAGGACUAAGUGACUCAGUUGUCUAUUGUUGUAGCUAAUUAGAAAUGCCUUGUUUGGUUUGUACUUGCCUUUGAUAUGCUCAGUGGCUCUACUUUUGCCUAAGUGUUUUAGCUGUUGGGCAACAUACAGAAAAACUGCAGAUAGCACAUCCAGAUUCUGCUUGUAUGUUCAUGUAUGUUUAGUUUGAUGUGUUUAUCUUUUAAGCUUAGAAUUUAGCAAUAAUGUUCUGAAUUUGCAGAACACACCCAUUCUUCCUUCCUAUUGUGUUUGAGGCAUCCUCCUAGGAAAUGUAUUUACUGUGGCAAAAGAUUGCAGUAAUUUUUGUGUGUCAUCCUCUAUUGCAGUGUUGAAACUUGUUAUUUAAAUGAAUCCUUCUGAAGCACUCUGCUGACAGCUCUGCUAUCUGCAUGUGUGUGCCUAUUGUAGGAGCAGACAUGGUCCUGGUACAUCAAGAUAUGUCUUGGGCCUCUUUGAAAUGGAAGUAUUUAUUGCCAAAAAAUCCUUUGCUGGGACUAGUGUGUAAGGACUUAAGGUAGAAAUUAGAAAUCUAUAUACGUUAACCACUUGCUCUUCUUGGGAAUCAAGAUUUGAGUGGAAAAUGGCAGUGCUGACUUGUCUUCAUGGCUGGUUUAGUACUUCUCUUAGGAGCACCUUGCAAAUCUGAAUAUUUGUUAGUAUUAUCAUACUUCCAGUUUUUAGGAAGUUCUUGGAAUGAUGAUGUAUAAAUUGUGUGAGAAUUCGGGGGUUUUAAUGGUCAUUUAACUUCUUCCAUGUACUUAACACCGGGACUGAAGCAGUAGACUCAUCUUGAAGUGCUCAUACUAGGCGAGUGAUUUACAAGACUCUUUGUGCCAGUUCGCUGCUACCAACGUUAAUCAAAUCUUUCAAUGGACCACAAGCAACGUUAACCUUUUGGAGGUCUGGUUGACUGUUGCAGCUAAAGGGAAUCAGAAUGCCUCUCAAUGACGACCAGAACAGCGAUUCAGACUCUUCACGCCUCUCGGAAAGCACAGCAGCUUCUAGCGACUCUGAAUAUUCAAGGCAGAGUUUUAACAGUGAUUCUUCAAGCAAACCCAGUUCCCCAGCGUCAGCAAGCCCUCCCAAGGUUAUUACAUUUGAUGAACUGAUGGCAGCUACAAGAAAUUUGUCAAACUGGACUCUAGCUCAUGAAAUUGCUGUAAAUGCAAAUUUUUGCAUAAAACAUGAAGACUUCCCACAAAACAGCUUUGCAGGCACAGUGAAACAAAUUGUACACAAGGCAUUUUGGGAUCAUUUGGAGUCGGAACUGAACGAAGAUCCUCCAGAGUAUGAACAUGCCAUCAAGCUCUUUGAGGAAAUUAAGGAGAUUCUUCUUUCCUUUCUGACUCCUGGAGCAAACAGGAUUCACAAUCAAAUUUGUGAAGUUCUAGAUACGGAUCUUAUAAGACAGCAGGCAGAACAUAAUGCUGUUGAUAUUCCUGGGCUAGCUAACUAUAUCAUCAACACUAUGGGAAAGUUGUGUGCUCCAAUAAGAGACAACGAUAUAAAACAGUUAAAGGCAACUGACAAUAUCGUAGAAUUGCUGAGACAAAUAUUUCAUGUUUUGGACCUGAUGAAAGUGGAUAUGGCAAACUACACAAUUAAAAGCCUUAGGCCAUACCUCUGGCAUAAUUUGGUGGACUAUGAAAGAACAAAAUUCCAGGAAAUUCUUGAAGAAACACCAAGUGCCCUGAAUCUCACAACAGAAUGGAUAAAGGAAUCUAUAGAAGAUGAACUGUCAUCUAUUUCUGAUGAGUCUUCAUCAUCCCCCGGUGCUGACAGUAGUUCAAAACCAAUUAUUAGUCCUACACUGGUGCUAAACAAUGGCUACUUGAAACUGUUACAAUGGGAUUAUUGCAAAACAAUUCCAGAGACUCUAAUAACAGAUGAAGUUCGUCUUCAAGAGUUGAGAGAAAAGCUCAAUCAAUUAAAAAUCAUAGCUUGUGUUUCUCUCAUAACAAACAAUAUGGUGGGUGCAGCAAUUGUAGAUGUGCCUGAUUUUGCUGACCAACUGAAAAGGAUCUCUGUUCCUCUUCUUGAAGGCAUGAACAAGAAAUCUUUUGAUUUGAAGGAGGCUCUGAAUGCUAUUGGUGUCCAGAUUUGCAGCAAAGUGAACAAGUCUCUAACUGAAAGAGGUCUUCCCAUUCUUAGUGAAGAAAUGCAGAGUAAUUUAAUGGGUCAAAUCGCUCAUAUUGUUGAGAAGAAUAAUCCUGUCUGUUCCUUGAUUGACAAACGGAUCCAGCUCUUCCUGAGAAGCUUGCUUGCUCUUCCGAGCUUCCAGAAAUGUAUGCCUACUAUGCCAGGAGGCCUUUCUGUAAUUCAGACAGAGAUGGAGUUUGUUGGAUCUCAGUAUGCAAGCAUUGUAAACUUCAAUAAAAAAGUCUAUGGACCAUUCUAUGCAAACAUACUUAGAAAACUACUUUUUCCUGAGGCACCAAUGGAGAAAUCAGAAGCAGAAACAGCUGGCAAUUAAAAACUGUACAUUUUUUUUUUUUAUAUUCCAAGACCAUGGGGAAGGCAGAUCUCUAAGAACAGCCUACACCAGUGACUGUUGAUCAUAAAAGGUCUUGUAAAAUAUAUACAGAUAGUUUCUGAGAUUCACUGUAAAAAAAAAAAUUAAUUUCAAGGUCAUAUAUAUAUUUUAAUAGAAAAAAAGUUGUUUAAUGGAUUGUUACUUACAAUAACCAGCAAGUUAUUAAUUUUCAUGGCAAACAUUUAUUAAGAUUUGCAGUGGGAAAGAGCUGGCAAAGUAUUUACUGUUUUGCCACCAAUAAAACAAUGUUAUUUUUCAACUCAAAUAUAUUUACAUAUAGCAAUGCAUAUUAUGAAAUGACAAAACAAGUGUAGAUAAAAUGUACCGUGCUUACAUUGUAUUUUUGUAGAGUAACAUCAGAGACAACAAUUAUGUUUCUGAAAAUACUUUGAAGAAGAAAGUAUAGCAUAACUGCUUCACUCAAACCCAGGUUCAUACUAGGCCAAGUUUAGGUACUCCUGCAGUUACUGGAACCAGAACUUUGCCUCUGUUCCAUUAAGGAAUGCCAGUGUUAUAAGCUGUUUGCAGUAUAGCAGUUACAGAAACAGCAUUCACCACUUCAAGUAGAAAUCAUUGAGAACUUCUCACCUGUAAACACCUAGGACACAUGAUGUUGGGGAGAGGUGGUGGAGUAAAUUUCUGUAUAUAAUGUGUAUAAGCAUUUUGUUUAUUCAGUGGAGGUCAUACAGAUCUUUAAUAUGUGUAUGUACUGAUCUUUGAUCUUAAUGGAUGGUGGGUAUUAAGUAUUUUCAAGUGAGGUGUUUCUGACCUUUAUUCCCUGAAGCACUUAAGGCUGACAAAGUACUUACAAUGUACCACAGAGCAAUUCCCCCUUUUAUGCCCUCAUCCAACAGAAUAUUAGUUUUUCACAACAGCUUCUUAGGUCUGAAAGCAAGAACCCAAAUAAAUAGUCAUUCUUGAAAAUGUGAUUAGAUUCACUUUCAUGGAGUCUCUGAGAAAUGCUGCAGUUUUCUUCAAAUUCCUUUGGAAUAGGCCCCAAUACUUAGUUCCCAUUUAAGGCAUCGGGAAUCUUGCAUACAGAAAAUUAAUAGGCUUGAAAUUGAGAAAUGUAGAAGUGAACUUCUCUAAGUUUACACAGACUUUAUUUUGCAUAUUUCAGAUUACUGGGAUUAGACACUGCUGGAAUACAUACUGUAGACAUGUUCAUGUCUAUGAAAUUGAAUAAUUUACUUGAAAAUGAUAUUUUAAUAUAUUACCAUAUUAUAGUCCUUUUAAGAUGUCAUAUAUAAAAAACCUCAGUGUGGUACAAGUUAUAGCUUGUUUUUAAUAUUUUAUAUUACGAUCUAUUUUUUAUGAAGAGACAAAAAUAACCUGUAAAAGCUUAAUGUGUCACACAAAUUGUAUGUGUACAUUACUAUGUCUAUCAUAGAGGUCUAAAAAAACUGGGCAUUAUUAGCACUGUGGUUUUGUAGUCCGUUUUUACAGGAUUCUGUACCCUUUAUAGUAAGAGAAAUUAAUUGUAGUCAGUUGUUUCUUAGUGUCCAAGGACUUUGGUCACAUGUACAUGAUACUGAAACUUUCUUCAAAAUGCCUUUUUAGAAAAAAUUUGCCAGUGCACUUCUGUUCUAUCCCUUGUGAAAACAUUGCACAAAAUAAAGAUGAAUACAUAUUUUAAAGGGAACUGUCUCCUGGAAAACCUGAGAGAAAGGAACUCUUAGCAUCUAAUAAUUGUGCCACUAGUUAAGCCAGGCUUGCUCACAUGAAUGUGGAAUUUUGAUAUGCAAUUCACAAUCACCAAGAGAAGAAUUCAUUUCAAAAGCAGUUAGGGGGAAUUAAAUCCUAGCAAUUUGCUGAGUCUUUAGAAAUACCUAAAUGAUUUUGACCUUUAGUCAAAAGAGAAUUUUGUAACAUUUGAAGAUGAUUGCUAACAUGAUUAUGAACUUUUUCUCAUAAUAUUUCAUAUACAUUCUACUGUACAAAUUAUUAUCAAACUAUAGAUCUGUAAGGAACUGGGAAAACUGUCAUACUAGUUUUUACCAGUAAUCAAAAAGUAGGGUUCAUCUGGGGUUUUUGGUGAUUAAGAUGACUUGCAAAGGGCAUUUUAUAGCAUGGGCUAUGUUUCAAGUGAUUGUUUAAUGUUUUUUAAUGUUUCAAACAUGGACAUUGCAUCUGUUUAAUGUCAUGUGUUGCAUGCUGUUUACGCUACUGUGGCUGAAAUGCACUUGCUUCUGCUCUGAAGUUGUUCUUGUGAAACAAGAUGCCAUUCUGUAGCAGCUUUCUUUGUUAAAAAAAAAAACAACAAACCAACCAACAAAUAUUUGAGGGUUUGGAUGCAUUAAAUUUUGUUUGUGAUACCA